This is a messenger RNA of Hordeum vulgare subsp. vulgare (domesticated barley), 1280 nucleotides long. RefSeq names its product cysteine-rich receptor-like protein kinase 10. The transcript is spliced from 3 exons. The record is from RefSeq and is a predicted model, not a curated record. Lineage: Eukaryota; Viridiplantae; Streptophyta; Magnoliopsida; Poales; Poaceae. Bases 85 to 1050 code for a protein of 321 amino acids.
CUGAUCAGCAAACUUCACUAGAUUAGAGCACCAAAUGCACCAUUAUGCCGUUAAUCGAGCCCACAUACCUGUCUUUCUCCGGCCAUGGCUACCGCCGCGGUCCUCAUCCUGCUCGCAGCGCUUCUCCCGGUGCUAGCCGCCGCAACCGAUAGCCGCUGGCCGAGCGCUGACUACAGCUUGCCUCCCACGCCCAAUCACUCGUGCGGCUUCAUGGGCAGGUACCCUCCGGGCAGGGCGUACGAGGCCACCCUGCGCCAUCUCGUCGCCACCAUUCCCGCCAAGGCGAAUGAGGAAUCCUGCAGGUAUGUGGAAGGGGAGUCCUGCAGGUGCUCUUUCGGCAACAUCGCCGGCGAGAGCCCCAACCUGGUUGCGGCGGACGCCUCCUGCUGCUGGCACCCGGACGCCAAGUCGCCGGACUGCGGCGCUUGCAUCGCGCUGGCCUUCCGGGAGGCGCAGAGGCUGUGCCCGUACCAGAGGAUGGCUCAGGCCUCGGUUGACGUUGAUGGUGGCACGUGCAAGGCUUACUUCCACGACUACGACAUCAGGGAACAGUUCGUUAACGGCGGCCCCAGGACGCUCCUUCCAGCGCUAGUUGCUGCAGCCGAUGGCUGGCCCGCCUCCGACUACAGCAUGGCCCUGACGCCCAGUCACAUGUGCGGCGACAUGGGCACGUACGCUCCGGGCAGCGAGUACGAGGCCACCCUGCGCCAUCUCGCCACCACCAUUCCCGCCAAGCUGAAUGCGGAAUCCAGCGACAUCGCGGGCGAGAGCCCCAACCGGGUUGUGGCGUCGGCCUACUGCUCCUGGCACCCGGACGCUGAGUCGGCGAACUGCAGAGCUUGCAUCGCGCUGGCCUUCCGGGAGGCGCAGAGGUUGUGCCCGUACCAGAGGCAGGCCGAGGCUGUGGUUGACGGCGGCGCGUGCAAAUUCUACUUCCACGACUACGACAUCAUGGAGCAGUACGCUCAUGGCGACCCCAGUAGUGAUCUUCAGGGGAACACGCUGGACCAGGUCGUGGGCAUUGUUGCAAAAAAUGAGAACAAUACAUGAAUGAGAUGGGCAUGCCGCAUCUUGGAGACAACAAUCAUGGAAGUCUUCGCAAAGCUUGGGUGGAUCUCUAAUAGAAGAAUUUGUGCCUAAUUGUCUCUCCGUGCUCAUGAACAAUGUGUGUUCUAUUUGGGCCAUUUAUUUGUUCCUUGAAAUCCUUUGGAGGCUGGGACUAUGUAAUAACAGAUGGUUGAGCAUAUGCAUUAUGGAGAGAAUAUUCCCAUUUCUUGAAA